Caenorhabditis elegans is the source of this 3998-nucleotide messenger RNA. It is a transcript of the gene K07E3.1, whose product is annotated as Bromo domain-containing protein. The record is from RefSeq and is marked reviewed. The coding region runs from base 11 to 3163 and encodes 1050 amino acids. NCBI's taxonomy places the organism in Eukaryota, Metazoa, Nematoda, Chromadorea, Rhabditida, Rhabditidae. The transcript has 7 exons.
CUGGGUAAAAAUGUCAGAUAGGCCGCCUGACGAACCAGGCUUUGCCUACUUCUGGCGUUGGCUUGCACGGGAGAAAGUGGAUGAAGAGUUGUAUCGCCUUAUAAGAACCACUCCCGGACUACCUGACCAAUCAUGGAUGGUGGAAGAUGUAGAGAAAACAGUUCGAGAUUUCAUGAGCAGUCGCGUCGAUCACUUGAAGAGCUUGCUUGAAGGAUGGGAGAUCAUGGAAAAGGGAAUGAACAAAGAGAUCGCAACCCAAAUCUUCAAUGAAGUAGUUGCCGGAUGCAGGACGCUCGAGGACUUUGAAAAUCGCAACUAUUCAAAGAAGAACCAAAAUCAGCAGAACAAGCCACGUCAGCAUUUCGGAGUCGAAUUGAGCGGAAAUCCGAUUAUGUCAAUGGCGCCGAUUACUGAACUUGCCACAAACGGGGGAUUGCCAACAUCUUCAACAAUCUACUCGCCACAGUCCGAGGAGUACUACACUCAAUCGGCAAAUAAUAGGUACUACGACAAAAUUUUUGGAGAUCAUAAGACCUUCGACAACAUCAUGCAGAAAAACAGCCGAACUCCAAACAUGCCGGUACCAAAAGUUCAUCCAAUGCCAUACCAUCCACAAAUGAAUAAAGGCAAUCACUACCAACAACUUCAGCAAUAUACACAACCUCCGCCAGUUUAUAAUGCAUACCAGCCACCCCCACAAAUGCACUAUAACGCACAACCGAGAAUGGCAUAUCAGGUUGCAUACCAAGCGGUUCCUCAAUUCGUUCAUAUGCCUGUUCAAAUGGCGCCAGUGGUAAUGCAAGACAAUGUUUACGCCGGCACCAGUUAUCGACAAGUGUAUAUUCCGCCCGCAUAUUCCGCGAAAAGAUAUGGCAGUGAAAGUCGUUCUCGCUACGUGAAAGCAAAGAAUGAAGUUCAUGAUCAGAAGAAUACAAAUGGAUAUGAGAAUGCCAAUACGUCAUCAUCCUCAUCUUCCGUCACCGCACACAUCGCCCGUUCUACUGUCAGCGAGGAAGAAGGUACAUCGAGUAAGUCAGAAGAAGUUGCCAUUGAGGAUAGUUCGAAGUUUGAACACCAGGAACCUUCAACUUCAGUGGAUGUUGUGGGAUAUGUUGAGAAGUCAAUGGCUGAAACAGAUGUGCAGUCUGAGCUCGCUAAUGGCGCACUGAUGAAUGGUACUGUAGAUCAACAUCUGCAAGGCUCUGUGGCAAGCAGCAAACGAAAUCCGACUAGCUCAGAUGUUUUUGGAAAUGUUUCCUCUGGAUCUCGGAACAAUUCAGAAGACAAUAAGCCAUCAACAUCGGAGUCCACAACCAUUGCAUCUGAUAGCAAUGCUAGUGAUGAAGCAUUAGCUAAUACAGACACUGAUCCAUCAAUUGCCGAGUCUACUCAUCAAUUAACAUUUCCUCCAAUUACAACUGAUUUUGUAUCAGCAAAAACUGCGCUUGUAGUUGAUACUUCUGAUCAAGGCACUGCGCCAGUUGUACAGGCAGCUUAUAAAACCGUUGCUGAAGUUGUUCAGCAAGGUUUGUCGACUGAUUCUCAAUCAGCAAAACAAGUGAGUGGAAUUGGACAUACUCGAAUUUCUCCAGCUGAGAAGUCGUCAGGUGCAAAUGCAACGUACUCUCACAGAACUACUACAAAAGAGCAUGCAUCACAUGGGAAUUCUAAUGGCGACUGUUAUCGAAGACAUAUGAUCUCUCCAAGAAAGCCAUCACUUUCAUAUGCUCAAAUGCUUUAUCCGAAAAGUGAACCAUUCAGUUCGUCUUCUUCUUCUUCUUCGUCUUCGGUGCUUCUAUUAGCAUCGCCAUCUGAUAAAAAUUCACGUCAAUUGAAAGAGCCAACCGAUUGGCACAAGGUGACAAACAAGAAAGCGGCGGAUCCAGCAAUUUUGUCUCCUCCAAUUCAAACACAACGCUCUCCACAAUCUCCAUUAACCGAUUUCACACUUCCACAAGACAACUCUGACGAAGAGGAUGAUGAUGUAGCGUCUGACGAUCCAGAUGCGGAAAAGAGACGUCAAAAACGUCGGCUAAAACGUCAAAAACUGAAACAAACUAAUCGUCAGCAAAAAGCUCAAGAGAAGGAGCUUGCCCGUAAAGAGUCUCUUGCUAGAGCAGGAUCUAUAAUGAAAGAAUCAAACGAUAGCGAACAGAACUCUAAGCUUGACACAAAAUCGAUCACUGACGAAACAACGGUGAAAGAUAGCCCAUCUACAGAGGAAACCGUGAUACCAGAAAAGCCUAAGCCAGCGUUCGAUCGUGAAAAUAUUGCUGCUCGUAGAAAGAAACGCCAAGAACUUCAAAAGCAAUCAGAACAGGCAAAUAAAAGAGUCAAACCGACUCCCAUCGUCAUACCUGCUGAAGAAGUUCCUUUUGUGUCACUUUCGCCGUAUGGAUUUUCUGGAAAGACCCGCAAUCGUCCACAAAAUUACACUAUAAUUUCACCAGAUGGAAAGUCUUCCAUCCCACUUUUUAUCCCUGAUCAAGACGGUCUUAGAACUAACUACGAUGACGAUAAAGCUGGUAGCACGUUAGUCGAAAAAAUGAUUGAUAGCACUCUCUCUGACAAAAAACCCAUUGCUGUACCGGUUCAAUUGGUUCGCCACAACAAUUCUGGAACAGUUCCAGUAGAUAUUACCGAAAUUGAUGAAAACGCCAAUAUGGUGGAAAAACUGCUGAUGUUUGACUCUUUGAAGAAACUGGACGAACUUGACCUUUCUGAAGUUGAACGCGGAUCAAUUGUUAAAGGGCUCGAAGAUAUGAAGAAAAUGUACCUCCGUGUAGAAAAAGCCGGACAACUUAUCUCCUACAAGACAGGAAGCUCUAUGGUCACUGAGUGCGUCGAAGCAAAGCUCUUGUACUUGACGAUAAAACUUUUAAGCAAUCGCGUGGAGCUCAGCGAGCAAGAUGAAAUGAUGGUUUUGGAAAUUGGCAGCAAAGUUGCACAUUGCUCGACAAGCUUUAAUUACACUAACUAUCUCACUGCUCUCCUCAACUUUGCUCCUGCUCGAGCUGAAACUCUCCCAGCUGGAACUGAUCUUCGCACAAAUUAUGAGCAGAGCGUAGUGCUCACCAAAGUAUUCCUAAGACGGACUUCGAUCCUCUUUGACAAAGUUUCGAAGAUUUAUGAUUUUUCCCAACUCCCACAGGAUAUUGUUUGAAUUCUCCAAUAAUACAUUUGGUCACAUUAACGUUGUGUCAGUUUCUUGAUAGCAUCUGUCAAACACAGUUGUUUAAAGUUUUCAAAAUCCUGUUAGAAUUAGUGUCCCGAAAAAAAAAUAGAAAAGCUUUCAAAAUCCCAAACAUAGCAUCUUACUUACUCGCCUUUGCUCCCAAAGAUUUACCAUUUUCUUGUUUUUGUUUGUUAAUUUCCUCUCCCACCCAUUUUCAACCAUGUCAUUUCACACAUUAAACUCAGUAUGCAUCGAUUUAAUUGUUCCAGGCUAAUUGGGUUUCUGUCAUUGUUAAUAGACACAAUUUUUACUGAGAAAUCCUUUUCAUAUGUGUGAAAUUUGUUCUUUAAACGUGCAUUUCCUAUUUAUCGCUCUCUAGAUUUGAUGCCAGUUCGUGUAGUUUUUUCCCAACCGUUGACUCAUCGAUACCGCAAUCCAUUUCACCCAGUAUUUGUACCAUUGCCGUGAAUUCACAGUAUUACAUGGUCGUCCCCUUUUCCACAAAAUCUCUUUCAGACUCCCUCCACCCUGAUCCCGUUUUAAUUGUUUCUUGCUGAUUUCCCUUUCAACCGAUCUUCGUUUUUUUUUCAAUAGGGUAUAUUUGAAAUGUCGGAAUGUCGAUUCAGCAGUAAAUUUGAUAUGACACUCUGACUUUUUUAAAUGUAAAUCUGAUUGUUUAUCAGAAUUCAACCGGGCCCACUGAUUAUUCAUUAAUUAUGCGACAAGAAGAAUAACGUUAUAGUUUUUCUUUCUUAAGCAUUUUUCAUCAUCAACAUUUUUUGUUUAGAUUUAAUUUUGUUGCUAAUAAAAAACUACACAAAAC